This is a messenger RNA of Henningerozyma blattae CBS 6284, 462 nucleotides long. It is a transcript of the gene SRP14, whose product is annotated as RNA-binding signal recognition particle subunit SRP14. Gene Ontology annotation, biological process: SRP-dependent cotranslational protein targeting to membrane. Bases 1 to 462 code for a protein of 153 amino acids. NCBI's taxonomy places the organism in Eukaryota, Fungi, Ascomycota, Saccharomycetes, Saccharomycetales, Saccharomycetaceae. Gene Ontology annotation, cellular component: signal recognition particle, endoplasmic reticulum targeting. The transcript has a single exon. Gene Ontology annotation, molecular function: endoplasmic reticulum signal sequence receptor activity; 7S RNA binding. The record is from RefSeq and is a predicted model, not a curated record.
AUGGCUGCUAAAAAUGAUGGUUGCUUAGAUCCAAAAGAAUUCUUGAGUAAAACCUCUGAAUUUUUUGAAAACGCCUCUAAGAAUAAUAUAAAUGUCAGAUUAACAAUGAAGAGAUUAGUAGAACAUGAUGCUGUGGAGGGUAAUAAAGAAUUUAAUAUGACAAAAUUCCCACAUUAUGAUAUCUCUAAGAGAACAAAUAAUUUAAAGCAGUAUAAAGACAUUUCUACCGAAGUUUAUCCCUUACUAAUAAGGAUAUCCUAUGGUUCAGGAGAUCAAAAGCAUAAAUGUUCAACUAAAGUAAACUCAGAUAAUCUUGAUUCAUUUUGGCAAAACUAUUCAAGUAUUGUUAGAAAGCAUAUGACAGGUUUGAUCAAAAAGAAAAAGAAGUCAAAGGCUGGCGAAAACAAGGAUAAGAAAUCCAAGGGUAAGAAGAAGAGCAAAGGAAAGAGUUUAAGAAAAUAG